AUGGCUUUGAUGAGAAGUCUACUGGGUGCAAAGAAGAUUCUUAGAGCGGUAACAAGCAAAGGGGAAACCUCUGCGACACCAAAAGGGUUUCUUGCGGUGUACGUAGGAGAGAGUCAGAAGAAGAGAUAUGUAGUGCCAAUCUCAUACCUGAGCCAACCUUCCUUUCAAGCUCUACUCGGUAAAUCUGAAGAAGAGUUUGGGUUUGAUCAUCCAAUGGGUGGACUAACGAUUCCUUGUCCGGAAGAUACAUUUGUCAAUGUGACUUCUCGGUUCCAGUGAUGAUUACUUGACUAUCAAGUUUUGUUAUGGGAGUUAUAGAAAUCGACAUUCAUUGUAAAUAGAUGACCUUUUUCUCUCUCUUCUUCAAAUAUUUGUUCUAAAGUUUAGAAAGUGAGUGCCAUUUUUAUGCAAUAGGCACUAUCAUGUGAAUACAUUUUGGAACGAUCAUAAUACAUUUGAAGAACUUAUAACAAA
Molecule: messenger RNA, 474 nt
Organism: Brassica napus (rape)
Lineage: Eukaryota; Viridiplantae; Streptophyta; Magnoliopsida; Brassicales; Brassicaceae
Product: auxin-responsive protein SAUR21
Exons: 1
Coding region: 1-279 (92 amino acids)
Biological process (GO): response to auxin
Source: RefSeq, a predicted model, not a curated record